ACUCAUUCGUAAUUUUUGUUCUGAACAUUCGGCUUCAGCUAAAAUGGCAAUGAUCGUGAACAUUAUCGUAUUGUCAAUAACUUUAACAUUUGUGUCAACAGCUUCUGCUGCUACACAAUGUGUAACUGGAUGCUGGUAUAACAAUGUUUUCCAUCCUACUGGUUCAAUGGUGAGCUGUCCUGUCAUAGCACAAAAUUGUAUUGGUCGCGAUAUUCCUGGCCAAUGUUGUCCCGAAGAAUUUUGUGGUUGUACCAGAAACGGAAUUGACUAUGCAAUUGGAGAUCAAGUUCCUAGCCUUGGCACCUGUAAUACUUGUUGGUGUGAUGGCAGUGUAUCUCCACCUUUAAUCGCCUGCAACAAAUUGGAUUGUUCUUUGUCAGAAACAGCAUUACCCCCACCCUGUGCUGCACCCAAGUUUUCUGGAGGUUAUACUUACUAUGAAUUUGGAAACAUAAUGCCUAAUUAUGGUUAUGGUUGUGCCAAAUGUUUCUGUGAGUACAGCGUAGACGAGGGUCCGAAAAAGGUCUGCUACCCGGUUUGUGAAAUUUCUCUUACAGAACUUGAAAGAGCGCAAUACGAAGACCCUCCGUGGGUGUAAUUUUCAGUUUUUCAAUUUAUUGACGCAAACGACUUAUCUGUUCGUUAUUUAAAUAAAAGAAUAUUGAAUAAAAGAAUUUAAAUG
Messenger RNA from Clunio marinus, 682 nucleotides. The record is from the annotation of a GenBank genome assembly. Lineage: Eukaryota; Metazoa; Arthropoda; Insecta; Diptera; Chironomidae.